AUGGUUAUACCCACUUCCUUUUUUAUAUCAGUUCUUCUUCUCUUUGCCAUAAAUCCCAUAACUGAAGCUGGAACUCACAGAAAAGUAGUAGUAUCCAAAUUGUCACACUUAGAUGAAGAAGCAAAUGCUUUGAUUUUGAGUGGUUGGUGGAGUAACCAACACAAUAUUUCAAACCGUUGCAGCUGGCCUGGUAUUCACUGCAACAAUGCUGGAAGCAUCACAGAGAUUACUUCUCCUCCAAGGAAGAAUUAUGACAGCUCUCUCGCGAAACAGGGCCGGUCGACAGGCAUCGAUUUUUCUGUCUUUUUGAAUCUUGUCCACCUUGAUCUCAGUGAAAUGGGGUUGUAUGGAUUCCCAAAGGGGCUAAGUAGUCUCAACAAGCUGAAGUUUCUGAACCUAUCUCAUAACAAGCUUAAAGAUGAACCAGGUUCUCCUUCUUCAUUGGCAAAUCUAACUCAACUUCUUGUGCUUGAUAUUUCUUACAAUUUCAUUGGUGGUCAAAUUCCUAAUGAAUUCAGCAUGCUAGAGAGGCUUGUCACAUUGGAUUUGAGUUCAAACUUGUUCAGUGGAACCAUUCCUUUAAUCUUCAGUCAUAUGUCCAAUCUCAUCUACAUGAAUCUUUCUAGCAAUCAACUAACUGGUGACCUUACUGCUACAACAUAUGCAAAUCUCACCAAGUUAGAGAAUCUUGACCUUUCCCAAAACGGAUUUAGUGGUCUCAUCCCUCAAGAAAUAGGGAAUUUAACAAAUUUGUUAACCUUAGACCUUAGUUUAAACAACUUGGUUGGUCCAAUACCUCACCAAAUAGGGUACUUGAACCGUUUGACAAGUCUCCACCUUAAUUCAAAUUCCAUUAAUGGUUCUAUACCUUCAAGUUUAGGACUUUUAACCCAGUUGGAAGUGUUGACUAUCAAAAACAAUGAAGUAGGUGGAUCUAUCCCCAGUGAAUUAGAGAACUUGGUUCAUCUUAAAGUUUUAGAUCUUUCAUAUAAUGAAAUCUUGGGUGUCAUACCAAAAUGGAUAUCUAACCUGACACAAUUAGAUGAUAUAAGACUUUCAGGGAAUCAAAUUUGUGGUUAUAUCCCAUCUACUAUACUUGUUCAUAUCAGUCAUGUGGAUCUCAGCACAAACAAGUUAAUUGGAAGCAUUCCCUUUCAGAUUGGUAAUCUUUCAUAUCUAGAUGUUAGCUACAACAACCUUGCUGGUCCAAUUCCUGAGCAAAUAGGGUACUCGAACCGGUUGACGUUUCUCCACCUUGAUUCAAAUUGUUUCACUGGUUCUAUACCUUCAAGUAUAGGACUUCUAACAGAAAUGAUAAUGCUCACUAUGGGACACAACAAGAUAAAUGGUAGUAUCCCCAUAGAAAUAGACCAUUUGUUGCAUUUAGGAGCUUUGGAUCUUAGUACGAAUAGACUUUCUGGUGUUAUCCCAUCUGGUCUCUUUGUUCACCUUACAUUUGUAGAUCUCAGCACUAACAAUUUGAGUGGAAGCAUUCCUUCUCUAAUUGGCAAAAGUGUUAAUCAUUUAGACCUUAGUUACAACAAUCUCAGUGGCAACAUACCUGAGGGGAUAGAUUCUGUGCAAUUCUACAAUUUAGAGUGCAAUCCUUUUCUCAAUGGAGAUUACCACAAUUGCCAAUCAGAAAACCUUAAUAAUGGUCAUGAUAAAAGUUUAAGUACUUUGGGUUUGGUUUUGAUAAUUGUGGCCAGUAUUCUUGUUUCUUUUGGCUCCAUAGGGAUUGGAAUUUGUGUUCUAUUUGCCAGGCAUCGCAGUCGCAGACUAAAAAGCAAGGCAGCAAAGCAUGGAGACUUGUUCUCAAUUUGGGAAUAUGAUGGCAAAAUUGCAUUUGAGGACAUUGUUGAAGCUACAGAGGACUUUGAUAUCAGAUAUUGCAUUGGAACUGGUGCUUAUGGUAGUGUCUACAAAGCAGAACUUCCGAGUGGCAAAACCAUUGCAUUGAAAAAGCUUCACAAAACAGAAUCAGAAAAUCCAUCUUUUUACAAGAGCUUUUGCAAGGAGGUUGAGGUCUUGACAGAGAUUCGCCACCGGAACAUCAUUAGGCUUUAUGGCUAUUGCUUGCAUAACAGAUGCAUGUUUUUGGUGUAUGAAUACUUGGAAAGAGGAAGCUUGUUCUGUAACUUGGCCAAUGAGAUAGAAGCUCAAGAGUUGAAUUGGAGCAAGAGGGUGAACAUCAUUAAAGGGACAUCAUAUGCUCUUGCUUAUAUGCAUCAUCAUUGUACUCCUCCUAUUGUUCAUCGUGACAUUACCACCAGUAAUAUACUGCUGAAUUCAGAGUUGGAUGCUUGUGUAUCAGAUUUCGGCACAGCGAGACUUCUUGAUACUGAUUCAUCUAACCUAACUAUUCUAGUUGGUACUUAUGGAUAUGUUGCUCCAGAAUUGGCUUACACCAUAAAUGUGACUACAAAAUGUGAUGUAUAUAGUUUUGGAGUGGUAGCUUUAGAAACAAUGAUGGGGCAUCAUCCAGGAGAAUUCAUUUCCCGUCUGUCAAAGCCAUCUACUCAGAACUUAAUGGUGAAAGAUGUAUUGGAUUCAAGGAUUCCUCUCCCAAUUCUUGAGAAAGAUUUGCAAGAUGUUGUGCUUGUUAUGACACUAGCAUUGGCAUGCCUCUCUUCUGAUCCAAAAUCUAGACCAUCAAUGGAGGAUGUGGCUAAUGAUUUUUUGGCUUCUAAUUCACCAAUACAUUUCUCUUUCUCUGAUGUUUCAAUCUACCAAUUGAUGAAUCAAGAAAUAUAUGUCAUAGGUAAAAAUUAGGACAACUGUGAUUGUACUCUCUUAUGCAUGUCAUCAUAUUUCUGUAAAGUAGUAAUGCAUUUAUUAGCCCUUUUGGUCCUAAAAGUCAAAAUUGUGCAUAUAGGGCUUUCCCUCUCACUCUCAAACUCACAGUCCAAUUUAAUUGAUAAUUUUGUCCUGAAUUGCAUUUCAAUUUUUAUUGACAGCUAAGAGUUAUAAAAAUCAGUUAUGUUAGUUAUU
Arachis duranensis is the source of this 2991-nucleotide messenger RNA. RefSeq names its product probable leucine-rich repeat receptor-like protein kinase At1g35710. NCBI's taxonomy places the organism in Eukaryota, Viridiplantae, Streptophyta, Magnoliopsida, Fabales, Fabaceae. Gene Ontology annotation, biological process: hormone-mediated signaling pathway; protein phosphorylation. The record is from RefSeq and is a predicted model, not a curated record. The transcript is spliced from 2 exons. Gene Ontology annotation, cellular component: plasma membrane. The coding region runs from base 1 to 2772 and encodes 923 amino acids. Gene Ontology annotation, molecular function: protein binding; protein kinase activity; ATP binding.